Molecule: messenger RNA, 291 nt
Organism: Sparassis crispa
Lineage: Eukaryota; Fungi; Basidiomycota; Agaricomycetes; Polyporales; Sparassidaceae
Exons: 3
Coding region: 1-291 (96 amino acids)
Source: RefSeq, a predicted model, not a curated record
AUGUCCAUGCCACCAUCCUGUCACUUUACAUUCCAGCCCUCUCCCUCUAAUCCAGAGCUCACGCUCCCGGAUUUCGCACAUGGGUCCUUUUAUGAUGCAGAAGGACUACCAGAUAUUUAUGCUGAUGCUCCGAACACCUAUCUGUCAUGGGGAAGCUCAGACGUGCAACCUUCGUUGGAGGAUACCUUAUCUCGUGGCGCAGCUGAGGCCCAAUUUCAUGCUGUUAGCCUACUUGGGCAGUACGGUGCCGAUCAGCACACUCGGACCGCAAGGCCGCACAUCCCAGCUUGA